Messenger RNA from Cryptomeria japonica (Japanese cedar), 867 nucleotides. RefSeq lists its product as uncharacterized. NCBI's taxonomy places the organism in Eukaryota, Viridiplantae, Streptophyta, Pinopsida, Cupressales, Cupressaceae. The coding region runs from base 1 to 867 and encodes 288 amino acids. The record is from RefSeq and is a predicted model, not a curated record. The transcript has a single exon.
AUGGAAGCGAAGACUCUUAUGGGAACUUGGAAGCAGUGGUCGGGGGUCUUUGUAGAUUUGGAGGGUGCAUUGGGAGGGUUGGGUAUCCUCUGGAAUGCAAAUAUUCAAAAGGUGGAGGAAGUUAUGGUCUCCAAUAUGUGGCAGGUAUGUAAGUUCCACUCUUAUCCUCUAAAUGUUGACUUCACAAUAAUCAAUGUUUAUGGACCGUCAAAAUCUACGCUGCAAAAAAAAAUUUGGAGAACCCUGUCCUCCCUCAUUGGGGAUUUGGAGGGGGAUCUUCUGAUCAUCGAGGGUAACUUCAAUGCUAUUUUGGAACUAAGUGAUAAACUAGGGGGCAACGGCGAAAUUCCUGCGAACCUAGCACAUUUUCAAAAAUUUGUAACAGAAAAUGGUCUCAUGGAAAUCAAGUCCAAGGAAGACCAGUAUACAUGGUCAAAUCGAAGGAUCUCAGGACAGCAUGUUGCAGAGAAGCUGGACCAUUUUUUCUUAGGAGGGCCUUGGGUGGAAACCAAUCUCCUCUUUGCCUCAAAUGUCCAUCCAAUGACUAUCUAUGACCACUUACCUGUGGAGCUAUCUAUAACCGUGGAUGGUCCCCCCAUCAGAUGCCCCUUUAAAUUUGAAAAACUAUGGUUGAGGGAUCAAAGCCAGAGGGAGUUAAUUAAUGGUUGGUGGUCAGGGGCUCCAAAGGUAUGUGGAUCUAAGGCCUUCAUUUUUGUUAAGAAGUUACAAUUCAUUAAGUCAAAAAUUAAAGAAUGGAAUCUAGUGAAGUUUGGCAACAUUUUGGCUAAUAAAAGGGAUCUGGAGGACAGAUUAGCAAGCUUGCAAGAAGAUAUAAUUCAAAAAGGGAUGACAUCAAAGAAAUUUUGA